Molecule: messenger RNA, 1107 nt
Organism: Pygocentrus nattereri (red-bellied piranha)
Lineage: Eukaryota; Metazoa; Chordata; Actinopteri; Characiformes; Serrasalmidae
Exons: 5
Coding region: 71-1087 (338 amino acids)
Source: RefSeq, a predicted model, not a curated record
GGAAAUAGGUCUGUUUGAACUUCCUGCUUCUUCGUAAGUGGAGAAGUUUCUCUCACUCUCUGCAACAGCGAUGAUGCUGCAGCUGAUCUUCAUUCUCUCCACUCUGAUCUCAAUCACAGAGCCCAGAAAUGUGUCUGUUGGUGAUUCUGUUCAUCUGGACAUACAGGAUCUUGUACUACCAUCUGAUGACUUAUUCUGGGUUUUUAAUGGAAGUAAUAAUAUUCUAAGAUAUUAUAGUCAUACUAAACAAACUAAACCGUAUCCUGCUUAUGAAGGCAGAGUGGAGUUCAAUGAGACAACCUGCAGUCUGACACUGAAGAACUUACAGAGGACUGAUAGUGGACUGUAUGAAGCAAAAGCGUCUGAUCAUGAGGACAGAGUUGUUGCUAAGCACAGAGUCUAUGUAUUCGAGCCCAGAAAUGUGUCUGUUGGUGAUUCUGUUCAUCUGGACAUACAGGAUCUUGUACUACCAUCUGAUGACUUAUUCUGGGUUUUUAAUGGAAGUAAUAAUAUUCUAAGAUAUUAUAGUCAUACUAAACAAACUAAACCGUAUCCUGCUUAUGAAGGCAGAGUGGAGUUCAAUGAGGAAACCUACAGUCUGACACUGAAGAACUUACAGAGGACUGAUAGUGGACUGUAUGAAGCAAAAGCGUCUGAUCAUGAGGACAGAGUUGUUGCUAAGCACAGAGUCUAUGUAUUCGAGCCCAGAAAUGUGUCUGUUGGUGAUUCUGUUCAUCUGGACAUACAGGAUCUUGUACUACCAUCUGAUGACUUAUUCUGGGUUUUUAAUGGAAGUAAUAAUAUUCUAAGAUAUUAUAGUCAUACUAAACAAACUAAACCGUAUCCUGCUUAUGAAGGCAGAGCGGAGUUCAAUGAGGAAACCUACAGUCUGACACUGAAGAACUUACAGAGGACUGAUAGUGGACUGUAUGAAGCAAAAGCAUCUGAUCAUGAGGACAGAGUUGUUGCUAAGCACAGAGUCUAUGUAUUCUAUGCAGCCAUUCCCUCUGCUGGUGCACCUGUGUGUUUGCUGAAGACUGUGCUGCAUUACAUCAGUCUGGUCCACAUUCUAUCUAUUUCACUGUAGCUGUGGUAUUCAAAGCUCUU